CUGACAGUUGAGGAACGUGAAGUUGUGGAGAACGGGUUCCGAGCAGGCCUUAUUCGUGUGCUAGUGGCCACUUCCACGCUUAGUUCCGGUGUGAAUUUGCCGGCUCGUCGGGUCAUCAUUCGUACACCUUUGUUUCACGGCCAGAUAUUGGAUUAUUUAACUUAUAAACAAAUGGCCGGUCGCGCUGGUCGUAAAGGUGUUGACACAUCGGGUCAAAGUAUUUUGCUGUGCAAACCGCGUGACCUCCCCCGAGUUCGCCAAUUAAUUACUUCUGGUAUGUCAUCAGUCUCUUCCUGCCUGAUGAGUCACGGUGGCUCACCUGAAUCCAGCUUGCGACGCGCUCUGCUUGAGGUCAUAGCUAACGGUUUCAUAGAAACGGUGGCCGAUGCACGACUCUACUUAUCAAGCACUCUGAUGGCAGCAAGCCAACGUGCACAAUCCAGCACUCCUUCCACACGACGGCACAACAAUCGACGAAAAUCAUUGCGCCUGUCUCAAACGAAAGCCUUACCCAAAAGUCAGACAUUAUCUCAGGAGAAUAUUUCGCAAGAAGAGAGCGAUACUGAUCCUCUGUUGAUUGCCUGUUUAGCCCAACUUCAAGAUCAUGAACUGAUUUAUGUUAAUCGAACCAGGUGCACAGACGCAGACUGUCAAACAUGCCAACUAAAUGCAAAACUUCCAUCGGAUCAGUCGGAUCCAGUAAAAGCGUAUCCCGAUUGUGCUCGACUGCAACCUACAGCUUUGGGUAGGGCUGUACUUUCCUCAUCCUUGGGCCCCACACAUGGUCUUGUGGUGUUCGAAGAGAUGAACAAAGCACGACGUGCAAUCGCCUUGGAUACGGAACUCCAUUUAGUUUACCUGCUGACUCCAGUCUAUUUGGAUGUGGGCGCUGGGUUGGACUGGUUCCGUUACCUUGAACGGUACCAGUCAUUACCUCCAUCUGAUCGUCGUGUCGCUGAUCUGAUAGGUGUGGAGGAACGGUUUAUCACUCGCAUGGCAUCGGGGGCAUCUGGAGGCAUGCAGAAGCAUGGUGAGACCGGAAGUUCGCAUGCUCAGCGUUUAGCUCUACACCGCCGCUUUUACACCGCUUUGGCCCUUUAUGGAUUAGUACGUGAGGAUGGCCUGGGCACGGUUGCGGAACAAUUUGGCGUUAAUCGAGGCCUCUUACAAAGUUUACAACAGCAAGCAGCUACAUAUGCUGGAAUGGUUACCAUAUUCUGUAAUCGCCUUGGUUGGGUCCAUAUGGAACGUCUGCUCUCAAGCUUCCAAUCCCGAUUGUUUCACGGGGUAGCGGAAGAAUUGGUAGAUUUACUGCGCUUACAACCGGCUGUGAACGCUCAGCGCGCCCGCGCCUUGUAUUCCGGUGGUUACAGUUCUGUUUCAGCUCUUUCAACAGCUCGGGCUUGCGAUAUUGCUCGUCUACUACAGCGUGCUAUUCCGUUUGAACGAUCGGAGGUGUCUGUAUCUCAUCAGAGUGAGCGACGCACAAUCCAGUUGGAUGAUGGUUCUUAUGUGAAUGAAGUAGAAGCGGCUCCGAUCAUAAUUGAGAAGGCUAAAGAUCUCUUACGUUCGGAUCUGGCAUACGUGUAUGGUACCAACAUAGUCGUUGUUCCGAAGUCUUCUGAAUCAGUCCAAGAUACAUCACGGCGCCAAGAAACUAGUCCUGAUCCUAGCCAGAUUGUACCGAAGUCCCCAACAUCCCCCGUUGUGUCCAAAACUGAGAAUGAACCCUUUGUAAAGUGUAAUAUGAUUUCAGAGGAAAAUCUAUCUCGGAUGGAAUCCCAAUGUACAAAUCCAUCCGAAGAACCGUCAUUAAAUCAGUCAACUAAUUAUAACGAGGAAAGUCUCACAAAUGCGCCACCAAUUCACGUUCCUUGUGCUCUGUCUACCCCGGCGCCGUGCCUUACUAGCGAGCGGAAUUCCAACCUGAUUCACCUACCUCGUUCCGCACCCAGUAUCUCCCAGUCGAACUUCCAACACACUUCGUUCAAAAGACCAGCUACUCGUGAACUAAACAUUUCGCCUAAUCUGGAAACGCCGCCGGUCAAAAUGCGCAGCCUAUCGGUUGAUCAUGCAAGCACCUUAUUUUCUGAAGUGGAAGAGACGUUUGUUCUAACCAGUCAAAUUGCCGCUUUGCUGGACAACGUCCCUCCGAAUAUUCCAGAAACCGCGGGCUCGAACUCGGAAUUCAGUCAACUGCCAAACAAGUUGUCCAAUGAUGAUAACGAUGGCCAUACGGAUAUCACUAAAUUUGUACCUCUUUCUACUUUCGAUUAUGAAAUGAAUGAUACAUUGACUUUGUCUAUGCUGGAUAACGCUUGCAAUUCAUAUUCUGUUCAAUCUGAUAUUUGCCAGUCUGAUACUAGCACAGGCGAAACACUCCUACCUAUUCGCGAUCCUUUCUCUGCCAAGAAACAUGACAGAUCUGGAAGUAGGCUGAGUGAUCUAUUCGGCUCACCUCCGCCGCCAUCACCGGAUGAUGCGGAUUAUCUAAAACCACUCAGCCCAAUGCUUUCGUAA
Echinostoma caproni is the source of this 2520-nucleotide messenger RNA. NCBI's taxonomy places the organism in Eukaryota, Metazoa, Platyhelminthes, Trematoda, Plagiorchiida, Echinostomatidae. The record is from the annotation of a GenBank genome assembly.